Molecule: messenger RNA, 978 nt
Organism: Anthostomella pinea
Lineage: Eukaryota; Fungi; Ascomycota; Sordariomycetes; Xylariales; Xylariaceae
Source: the annotation of a GenBank genome assembly
AUGGCAGCCCCGAAGAACUCGCGGAAAUACGAUCUCGUGCUCGUCGGAGCGAGUGGGUAUACUGGCAGCCUCACUGCCGAAUACAUCGUCAACUACCUUCCUGACGACUUGAAAUGGGUUAUUGUAGGCAGAUCCGAGGAGAAGCUGGAGAGUCUUGCUGCGGUAAUCAAAGGCAUGGGUGCACAACGCCUACAGCCAGCCGUCGAGGUGGUGUCGUUUGGUGAUCGAGAAGAAUUCCAUAGGCUCAUAAACAGUGCCAAGGUGUGCGUCACCUACUGGCGGAUCGGAGAAAUGGUUGUCGAGGCUUGCGCUGAGAAUUCGACAGAUUAUAUAGACUGCGCAGGCGACACUUACCUGUGGCAUGGCUUCAACAAGCGCUAUCACGAGAAAGCCGUGACUAAUGAAGCCGCUCUUAUACAAUCGUGCGGUAUCUUCACUGGUCCACAAGACCUCCUGACCUGGGUCGCUGUCCGAGAGCUGGUAAAAAGACGCUCGGCGAAGACGAAGGAGGUCAUUCUAAGCGUGAUCGAAGCGUCAUUCGUCGCCAGCGCGGGCUCAGUUGAAAGCUUUAUUCACCAGAAGGGUCGUGGUCCUGAAGCAGUCCAAGCGUCUCGAGAUCCAUGGGCCUUGUCGCCGGUCAGGGGUGUAUCAUCCUCUGCUUCGACCAACCUGUUCGGCAUACGCCACGACUCUACUCUGGGUUUGCUUGCGAACUCGGCGACAGGUGCACCACAAGAUCGCGCAGUCAUCCACAAGACCUGGGGCCUCCUCCAAGGGACGGACAAGUCGUAUGGGGAUCGCUUCCAAUACAACGAAUUCGAUAAGGUCACUUCUACUAAACUGGCCAAGAGAUAUCUGCCGCCGCUCAGCGCAGGUCCGGACGUGGAGAAGACGCGGGAUUCGCCUGUGAAAAUGGAGGCUGUUGCUGUAGCUGAGCCGGGCUCCGGCGAGAAGAAGAAGAAGAAGAAGAAGAAGUAA